AUGAGGAGCGGGAAGGCCGCCUGUGCCCUGGAGACCGUCUGGGAGGACAAGCAGAGGCAUGUGGAGGCUCAGGCAGCCCCCACCCAGCCGCCCCUGGCCCAGGCUCCAGCCGUGAAUGGGCCAGGCCCAGGGGAUGCAGAGGACCUGGAAGAGGCAGAGGGCCCUGGGAAGGUCCGCCCUGGGAAGAAGCCCCUGCAGAAGAAGAGGAAGCGUUCCCCAAAGAGUGGCCUGGGCCCAGUGGACCUGGCCAUGGUGGGCCUCUCUGCUGACCAUGUCUGGCUGGACAAGCCACUUUUUGACCAGGCAGAGAGUUCCUACCGCCAGAGGCUGGCAGAUGUGGCUGCCCAGGCAUCACAGGCGUCCCACGUGUCCCAGCCACCUGCCCUGAUCCUCCAAGGUCCCUGCACCCAUGGGAGCCAGGUGGCCUGCCACCAUGUGACCUUGGGUGUCUGGGUCAACAAGUCUGCCUUCGACCAGGCUGAGCGGGUGUUCGUGGAGUGGUCUCAGGCCCUGCUGCUGGCUACAGAAGGGAGUGGCCAGCAGAGGGCUCCCGAACUGGCCUCCACGCACCCACCCAGCCCACUGGCCAACCGCCAGCCCCCGCUAAGCAGUCUGCAGGCGCUGGUGCAAGAGGUGUGGCUAGAGAAGCCCCGCUAUGAUGCAGCUGAGAGGGGCUUCUAUGAGGCCCUGUUUGAUGGCCACCCCCCUGGGAAGGUGCGGCUACAGGAGCGAGCUGGCCAGGCUGAGGUUGCCCGGAGGGGCCGCAGAGACCGACGGACCCGCACUACCAUGAGCAGCAAGCGAGGAGGGCUGCGGAGGGCUGACGGAGAGUCGUCCCCAGCUCUGCCUUACUGGUACUUCUUACACAAGGAUGCUGAGGCACCCUGGCUGAGCAAGCCCGCCUACGACAGUGCUGAGUGUCGCCACCAUGCUGCUGAGGCCCUGCGCAUGGCCUGGCGCCUCGAGGCCGUGUCUCUGGCCCACCGACCUGGUCCCCGGCCCAGCCCGAGUGUGUCCAGCCUGAGACCCAACAGGAAAAUGGCUACCAAUUUCCUCAUGCACGAGAAGAUUUGGUUUGACAAGUUCAAAUACGAUGAUGCAGAAAGAAAGUUCUAUGAGCAGAUGAACGGGCCUGUGAGCAACGCCUCGCGCCAGGAGAACGGCGCCAGCGUGAUCCUCCGCGACAUUGCGAGAGCCAGAGAAAACAUCCAGAAAUCGCUGGCUGGAAGCUCAGGCAGCGGGGCCUCCAGUGGGCCAGGUGGAGACCACAGCGAGCUUGUCAUGCGGAUCGCCAGCCUGGAAGUGGAGAACCAGGGACUGCGAGGCGUGGUACAAGACCUGCAGCGGGCCAUCUCCAAGCUGGAGGCCCGACUAAGUGCACUAGAGAGGAACUCACCUGCUCACCGGACCACAGCCCCACAGACUCAGCAUGUGUCCCCCAUGCGCCAAAUGGAGUCUUCCACCAAGAAAACAGCCACAGAGGAUGAUGAGGACGAUGACAUCGACCUGUUCGGCAGUGAUGAGGAGGAGGACAAGGAGGCAGCCCGCCUGCGGGAGGAGAGGCUUCGGCAGUAUGCAGAAAAGAAAGCCAAAAAGCCAGCACUGGUGGCCAAGUCCUCCAUCCUCCUGGAUGUCAAGCCAUGGGAUGAUGAAACUGACAUGGGCCAAUUGGAGGCCUGUGUGCGCUCCAUCCAACUCGAUGGGCUGACCUGGGGGGGCUCCAAGCUGGUACCUGUGGGCUACGGCAUCCACAAGCUGCAAAUCCAGUGCGUGGUGGAGGAUGACAAGGUGGGCACUGACCUGCUGGAGGAGGAGAUCACCAAGUUUGAGGAACACGUGCAGAGCGUGGACAUUGCUGCCUUCAACAAGAUCUGAGUCCUGGCAUCCGGCUGGGGGUGUGUGUGCAAGGAGUUGAACUUGUGUGAUUAAAGACUUGAGAUUCUGGGCCCUG
Molecule: messenger RNA, 1951 nt
Organism: Erinaceus europaeus (western European hedgehog)
Lineage: Eukaryota; Metazoa; Chordata; Mammalia; Eulipotyphla; Erinaceidae
Gene: EEF1D
Product: eukaryotic translation elongation factor 1 delta
Exons: 8
Coding region: 1-1875 (624 amino acids)
Biological process (GO): translational elongation
Cellular component (GO): eukaryotic translation elongation factor 1 complex; cytosol
Molecular function (GO): guanyl-nucleotide exchange factor activity; translation elongation factor activity
Source: RefSeq, a predicted model, not a curated record